This is a messenger RNA of Synchytrium microbalum, 846 nucleotides long. RefSeq lists its product as uncharacterized. Gene Ontology annotation, molecular function: cyclin-dependent protein serine/threonine kinase activator activity. Gene Ontology annotation, biological process: positive regulation of DNA-templated transcription, elongation; regulation of transcription by RNA polymerase II. The record is from RefSeq and is a predicted model, not a curated record. The transcript has 7 exons. Lineage: Eukaryota; Fungi; Chytridiomycota; Chytridiomycetes; Synchytriales; Synchytriaceae. Gene Ontology annotation, cellular component: cyclin/CDK positive transcription elongation factor complex; nucleus. The coding region runs from base 1 to 846 and encodes 281 amino acids.
AUGGAUCAAUGGAUGUUCUCAGUGGACGAUUUGAGCAAGACACCAUCAGUACAGGAUGGAUUUUCGCCCGGAGACGAAGCUGCUCAAAAGGCGUGGGCUUGUAUAUACAUACGGAGAAUAGGAAGAGACUUGAAACUAUCAACAGAGACGGUGGCAACAGCAAAGUAUUUUCUACAACGAUUCUAUCUUCGCAAGUCAUUACGAGAUGUAAAUCCUUAUGAGGUCGCUCCCGCUGCACUCUAUCUAUCAUGCAAACUGAGUGAUUCCUAUCGAAAGCUUCGUAUAUUCAUCAUAUCCACGGUCAAAAUCAUUGCCAAACAAACCAUAACAGAAUCCAGCAAGGAAUACAGAAGAUGGAGCAACGCCAUACAGUCAACUGAAGAAAUGCUGGCUGAAGCUUUAUGUUUUGACUUUUCGGUGGCUCUACCCCAUUAUUAUGCUUUAAAACUCAUUGAUGACAUAGGAGGCUCGGAAUCAUUAAAAAGAUUAACGCUAGAGUUGUGUGAUGACGCGAGCUGUACAUCCAUAAUACUAUAUCAGCCGCCAAUAACAGUCGCUGCUAUUGCACUCUACGUGGCCAGCCUGUCCAUGCCUGGUGCACUAAUAGAUCGAAUGACAGGAGCUUCUGGCGUCGAGUGUUUGAGUAGUUUGGACUAUCCAGAGCUGCAGGCUCUAGAUGACAUUACCGUCGCAGAUUGGAGUAGAGAAUUACGCUUUGAUUUAGAAGGACCUGUUGGUUUAAAAGAUGAACAAGUCACUGCUGCAUUCAAGAAACUGGCGGACUUUCGUGCUGGUCUCACUGUGAUUAAUGGCAAUGCAUCUGAUGUGGAUCAAGACUCAAAAUAG